Messenger RNA from Andrographis paniculata, 1646 nucleotides. Its product is annotated as cytosolic sulfotransferase 8-like. Gene Ontology annotation, biological process: sulfation. The record is from RefSeq and is a predicted model, not a curated record. NCBI's taxonomy places the organism in Eukaryota, Viridiplantae, Streptophyta, Magnoliopsida, Lamiales, Acanthaceae. Gene Ontology annotation, cellular component: cytoplasm. Gene Ontology annotation, molecular function: sulfotransferase activity. The coding region runs from base 91 to 1119 and encodes 342 amino acids. The transcript has 2 exons.
AUAUAUAUGAUAGUGUAAGUGAUUCAAAGUCACGGCAGCAAUUUACUCACCAAAUUAAAACCUUCUUCUACAAAAUCAAAUCACGAAGAAAUGUCGUGGUCGAAUGAAAGCUCUUAUUCGCAGCCAAUAUACAUGCAACAAGAAGAUGCAAUAAAGGAAGAAGAAUUGAAGACCUUCGUCUCCACUCUGCCACAUAAGAAGACGCAUUUUGGACCCUCCAUCUACCAGUACCAAGGUUUCUGGUAUCCUCUCAGCAUCCUUUCUGGUGUAAUGAAUUUCCAGCGCAACUUCCAUUCUCAAUCUUCCGACAUCUUCACCAUAACUUUCCCCAAAUCAGGCACCACCUGGCUGAAAUCGCUCCUCUUCACUCUUUCCAACCGCCGCCAAUUCCCCGUCAACGACGCAAACCACCCAAUUCUUACCGCCAAUCCACACCAGCUCGUCCCGACACUUGAAAUCGCUCUCUACAUCAAAGAUCAAAACCCUAAUUUGGACCACCUGCUUUCUUCCCCAAGGCUUCUCGGCAGCCACUUGCCUUGGACUGUUCUUCCCGAACCUAUCAAGAACUCAUCCACCAAUAAAAUCGUGUACCUGUGUAGGAAUCCUAAGGAUGUGUUUGUGUCCUUAUGGCACUAUGAAAACCAGUUAGUGGGCCCAAACAAGAUGGGUCUGGAUUCUUUCAAGAAGUCUUUUGAAUCGUUUUGCGAGGGGUUGAAUCUAUCCGGACCAUUUUGGGAUCAUAUCCUAGAUUACUGGAAAGAAAGCAAGAAGAAUCCUGGUAAGAUAUUUUUUCUAAAAUACGAGGAUAUGAAGGAGCAGCCCGGAUUGCAUCUGAGGCGCCUGGCGGAGUUCCUCGACUGUCCGUUCUCUAGCGAUGAAGAGGAAUCUGGUCUGGUGGAGGAUAUUGUGAAACUUUGCAGCUUUGAGAAUCUGAGCAAUUUGGAAGUGAACAAGAACGGGAAAGUAUCACAGACAGGUAUGCACAAUAGUGCUUUCUUUCGUAAAGGAAAAACUGGAGACUGGAAAAGUCAUCUGUCGGAGGAGAUGAUCCUAAAGCUCGAUGGAAUAUGCAACGACAAGCUUGGUGGAUUCGGAAUAGGAUUAGGAUUAGGAUACUAAUCCGAAUUCCCACUUUAUCAAAAAUAUUAUGUUGAAGAAUAAUGUGGUGUUAGGUAAAAUAAGUAUGGUCAAGUGUUAGUCUUAACUUACUAAGAACUUUGGGUUAUUCUAGACAAUUAAAGUUGUCUUAUUUCCCAUGUUCAAGUAUUAAGUGUGGUCAAGUAUUAAGUCUUAACUUGACUAAGAACUUUGGGUUAUUGUAGACAAUUAAAGUUGUCUUAUUUCCCAUGUUCAAAGUAUAAGUGUGGUCAAGUGCUAAGUCUUAACUUGACUAAGAACUUUGGGUUACUCUAGACAAUUAAGGUUGUCUUAUUUCCCAGGUUCAAUUAAGUAUUUUAUCAUAUUUUUCAUUUAGAAUAAGUGUGGACAAGUGUUAGUCUUAACUUGACUAACAACUUUGGGUUAUUCUAGACAAUUAAAGUUGUCUUCUUUCCCAUGUUCAAUGAAGUAAGUUAUUGUAUUUUUCCUUAAAUGAGUGUGAUAGAUCUAUCAACGUGUGAAAAAUAAAUCAUCCAUGUUCCAUAUAA